AUGUCAACUAAUGAUAAUAACAGUUAUGACUCAACCACCAUCAACAAAUGCGAUGUACACAACGACUAUAAUGGGAUCGGCAAAUUUCCGGCAUUACAAUUAAUUAAUUCUGCUACCUUUUCAAACCAGAUUUCUAAAUCUUUACCAUCUAUACCAUAUCUCGACAAUGGUCAAAUUAUUUCCAUUUCUUCCAUUUCAACGGCUUCUGGUAGUCGAUCCUCUUCAGCAUCUGACAGUAUCGAUACUGAUGUUUCAGUCUCAUAUUCCUCAACAUCCUCCGUCCCGCUCACAUAUCCAGAGAAUGAAGUAGAGCCCUUGAACUCAUUUGGUGAAAUUAAUAAUGUUCUCAAAGGGAAAAACAAAGAAAUCAUAUUGGAUAUAAAUGACACAUUACAUCGACCGUUUUCUUCAAAUGCUCCGUCAUAUGACGUAUAUGAAGUACUUGCAGAAAUUAAGGCAAAUACUUUACUUUCUUAUCCUCAAUAUCAGAAACGAAUUUCCAAAUCGGUUCAUCUUCAGCAACAGAAAACGAAUCAAAUUUUCUUUAACAAAUCUGAAAACACUAAAACUCAUGUUAAUGAUUUGUAUGUAUCAAUUAAAAAAAAUACGUUUGAUUUUUCAACAAACGAAGCUUCGACCGUUGUAAUUGCCAAAUAUAUGUUUUGGAUAGGAUGGUUUAUAAUGCCAAUAUGGUGGAUUGGAUCAUGUUACUUACCUCGACCUACUUCGGAUGCUACGCCAGAUGAUUACAAAUGGAGAAAUCGAUGCCGUAAAGCAAGUACUUAUGGAUUUAUUGGUUUGAUUUUGGGUGGAUUAUUCUUUGUGAUUGUGAAAUCGAGACAAUUAUAA
Racocetra fulgida is the source of this 849-nucleotide messenger RNA. NCBI's taxonomy places the organism in Eukaryota, Fungi, Glomeromycota, Glomeromycetes, Diversisporales, Gigasporaceae. The record is from the annotation of a GenBank genome assembly.